Lecanosticta acicola is the source of this 1331-nucleotide messenger RNA. The record is from the annotation of a GenBank genome assembly. NCBI's taxonomy places the organism in Eukaryota, Fungi, Ascomycota, Dothideomycetes, Mycosphaerellales, Mycosphaerellaceae.
AUGGGUUCAGUCGGCAAUGCGACGGCAACGUCGUUCGGCACCGAUGUGUGUCCGCAAGCACCAGAGGACCCGCUGUUCGGAUUGAUGGCUGCAUACCGCAGAGACAAGGAUCCAAAGAAGGUGGACUUGGGUAUUGGUGCAUACAGAGAUGACAACGCCAAGCCGUGGGUGCUGCCAGUCGUCAAGCAGGUAUGAUUCGCUACCUACUCAAGAGAAGAUCGACCAAUUAUUGCUGACACUUACAUUAGGCAGACGAGCUCCUCCGAAACGACCCCGACCUGAACCACGAGUACCUCCCCAUUGCCGGUCUGGUCGAUUUCACAUCCGCAUCACAGAAGCUCGUCCUGGGCAAGCAGUCGCCCGCCAUCGAAGAGAAGCGAGCUGUAGCUCUGCAGACCAUUUCUGGCACGGGAGCUGUCCAUCUCGGCGCUCUCUUCCUCGCCAAGUUCUAUCACCCUUCGAAUUCAGAGGCAAAGGCUGUCUACGUCAGCGACCCGACAUGGGCAAACCACAAUCAGAUCUUCAGCAAUGUGCACAUUCCCCUCAAGAAAUACCCAUACUUCCACAAGGGCACCAAGGGCCUCGACUUUGAGGGUAUGAUCGGAGCCCUGCAGCAAGCUCCGGAGGGCAGCAUCAUUCUGCUGCACGCCUGCGCACACAACCCGACUGGUGUUGAUCCCACGCAAGAGCAGUGGAAGGAGAUUGCGAAGGUUAUGAAGACACGGAAACUGUUCCCCUUCUUUGAUACCGCAUACCAAGGAUUUGCGUCCGGUUCGCUCGUGAAGGAUGCCUGGUCCAUCAACUACUUCGUCGAGCAGGGGUUUGAGCUUCUCAUUGCUCAAUCAUACGCGAAGAACUUCGGUCUGUACGGAGAGCGUGCUGGAUGCUUCCACUUUGUCACAGCACCAGGUGCUCACGCCACAGAGACUGUCAGCCGCGUCGGUAGCCAGCUUGCUAUCCUGCAGCGUUCCGAGAUUUCAAACCCGCCUGCCUACGGUGCUCGCAUUGCCUCGCUCGUGCUCAACGACGACAAGCUCUUCGCUCAGUGGGAAGCCGAUUUGCGCACAAUGUCUGGACGUAUCAUCGAGAUGCGCAAAGCCCUGCGAACAAAGCUAGAGGAGCUUGGCACGCCCGGCAAGUGGAACCACAUCACUGACCAGAUUGGCAUGUUCUCCUUCACUGGCCUCUCUCCUGACCAGGUGUCGAACUUGCGGGAGCAGUUCCACAUCUACAUGACGCAAAAUGGGCGUAUCAGUAUGGCUGGUCUGAACACGAAGAACGUCGACUACUUCGCCAAGUCUGUCGACGCCGUGGUGCGACAGAGUUCGUGA